Rhodotorula graminis WP1 is the source of this 4004-nucleotide messenger RNA. RefSeq lists its product as uncharacterized. The record is from RefSeq and is a predicted model, not a curated record. Lineage: Eukaryota; Fungi; Basidiomycota; Microbotryomycetes; Sporidiobolales; Sporidiobolaceae. Gene Ontology annotation, cellular component: nucleus; mediator complex. Bases 313 to 3948 code for a protein of 1211 amino acids. Gene Ontology annotation, biological process: regulation of transcription by RNA polymerase II. Gene Ontology annotation, molecular function: transcription coregulator activity; DNA binding. The transcript has 9 exons.
GACCGCCCGGCUCGUCGAGGGCUUGCAUCAGCAGUACAGCAGCCCGACCGCGCUACUCUCUCGCCUGCGCGCCCCGCUCAGCGCCGCCACCUCCGCCCUCCUCCUGAGCAGCCCCGCCGUCUCUCGCCGACGGCGCCGCCUCGACACCAAGAACUCGCGCGAGCAGCUCAAUCGCCUUCAAGAGCACCUCUCGUCGGCCUCACGCCUACCGCAGGUUCGGCCGGUCACGAGCGCGGCAACGCACUCAAGGCGCUCCCCGACUUCUUGGACCCGCUCGCCGACCCGCACCUCUUCUACCUGCCGCCAAACGGCAUGCCCAACCCGGGCAUGUUGCCCCAGCAGGGCUACCCUGGCCAACCCGGCCAGCCCCAGCCCCAGCCCUUCAACCUCGCCGCCCUGCAGCAGCAGCAGCAGCAGCAGCAGGUGCCGCCCGUCCAGGUCCCGCAGCGCAACGGCACGCCUCAGCAACUGCCGCAGGGCUUCCCCGGCGGGCCGGCGGGCAUGCCGCAGCCGUUCAUGGGCGCCGGGCCGCCGCCGGGCAUGAUGCAGGCGCCGCCGCCGCAGCCGCAACAUCCCUCGGCGGGCCAGGUCAACAUGGCGGCGUUUGAGCAGCUCUUGCGGUCGGGCCAGCUCACGCCUGAGCAGUUCGCGACGCUGCAGAGCCAGAUCCGCACGCACCAGCAGCAGCAGGCGCAGAAGCAGGCCCAGGCGCAAGCUCAAGCCGUCGCCAACGCCUCGCAGCAACAGCAGCACCUGCAGCACCAACAGCAGCAGCAGCAGCCGUCGAUGGCGUUCCUCGGCGGCGCCCCUCCUCAGCAGCAGCAGCAGCAGCAGCAGCCCACGCCCAUACCCGCCCAACCUGUCGCACACGCUCAACAACCACCACCCGGCGGCGGCGACCACAUCCCGAUCCAGCUCCUGCAGCAGUACUCGGCGCAGCUCGCCCAGAUGCGGUCACUCCAGCAGAAGCUCAACCUCCUCGGCACGGCGCUCCAGACGGGCGUCGUCGGCGGGCAGCAGGGCGCCGACGGCCAGGUGCAGGGGCAGACGCGCCUCAGUCCGCAACAGCGGCCGCUCGUCGAGAAGCAGCUCGACGAGACGAAGCGCCAGGUCGGCGCCUUGGUCGUGCCGAUCCAGAACUUCCAGAAGCAGUGGACGCCCCAGCGCAUCCAGGCCGACUUCCAGUUCUACCAGUCGCAGCGCACGGGCCAGCAGUCGACGCCGCUCCAGCCUCAGCAGCCGCUUCCUGUUCCUCAACAGCAGCAGCAGCAGCAGCAGCAGCGUCCGCCGCUCCAGUCGAUGCCGUCCGCGCCGGCGCCGAACCUGUACAGCAGCCCUCAGCAGCAGCAGGCCGCCCUCACGGCCCAGAUGCUGCAGCGCCAGGCGCAGGCGCAGAUGCAGGCGCAGGCCCAAGCGCAAGCGCAGGCGCAGGCCAUCGCUGCCGCUGCCGCCGCCGGCAGGUCGACGCCCGUCCAGCAGGCGCCUCAACCGCUCGCGCCGCCGCCUCAGCAGAACUACCAGCCCCAGCCCGUCGUCCAACAGCCUCAACAGCAGCAGCAGCAGCAGUUCAUGCCGACGCAGCAGAUGAUGCCGCCGCCGGCCAUGCCGCCGCUCCACCUGCUCCAGAACCAGCUCAACCCUCAACUCUUCAUGAAGUCGCUGUUCGAGGUCAUGCGCAAACGCGGCGAGCCGAUCGACACGACGCCGUACUGUGACGGGCGCGAAGUCGACCUGUACCAGCUCUACCAGGCCGUCAUGGUGCACGGCGGGAGCCAGCAGGUCAACCAGCACGGCACGUGGCACCGCAUCGCGGCGCACCUCGGGUACCCGGCCGACACGUCGCACCAAGCCCUGCGCGACGCGCCGCCCGACACGCAGCGCAUCUCGCUCGAGCUCGCCCGCCUGUACCAGAAGAUGCUGCGCCCGUUCGAGGAGAUCUGGGGCAAGUCGCUCGUCACGCAGCAGCAGCGCAUCCUCGAGGCGCAGCGGGCCGGCCAGGCUGUCGCGGGCAUGCAGCCUCAAGCCGCACCGCCACCGCCGCCGCCUCAAGCGCAGCAGCCGCAGCAGCAACCGCAACUGCAGCAGCAGCAGCAGCAGCAGCAGGCGCCCCAACAGCCGCAGCGGCCGCCGUCGCAGAACGCGGCCUCGCGUCCCGGGCCCCAGCAGGCGCCGAGCGCGAGCCAGCUCGAGGCGUCUCGGCAGCAGCUCCUCCAGCAGGCCAAGGCGGCGUCGCUCGCGGCGCAGCAGGUCGGCGCCGGCGGUGCCGCGCUCGCCGCCAAGCAGCAGCAGCAGCAGGGCCAGCAGGGCCAGCAGCUGCAAAACGGCGGCCCGGCGGCGGGAGCGGGCGUGGGCAAGGUCAACACGGAGCCGACGCUCGAGCAGGUCGCCGAGGCGAGGAACUCGGUGGCGCAGAUCCGGCUCUCGAUCGACCAGACGAGGCCCAAGCUCAAGCUGCUCGAGGUCGCCGACGACCAGAAGCCCGCCGUCGCUCGCCUCACGAGCGAGCUCAUCCCGCACGUCCGCAAGGUCAUGGACACGCUGCCGCUCUUCCUCGCCAUGACGGGCGACGAGUCGGCCGUUCGCAAGAUGCUCACCUUCGCGGCCAUCUUCCAGGACCAGAUGCGGUACAUGGCGACGAGCCAGUUCGCGCUCGACCUGUCGGGCCUCACGCAGCUGCGCGAGCAGUUCCAGCGCUGCUGGAACUUCAUGAAGCAGAACCCGCUCGGUCGAGGGACGGGCGCCGUCGCCGGCCAGCAGCAGCAGCAGCGUCCCGCCGCCCAAGGUGCCGCCAGCUCGCCGCCGAUCAAGCCCGAGCAGUUCAACGCCGCCGCGCAAGGUCGAGGCCUGCGCGUCGAGGACCUCAAGCCGCCGCCGAUGAAGCACCGCCGCACGGCGUCGGGCGUCGCCGGCACGAGCCCGGCCGCAGCACCGUCGCCGUCGACGCCGCAAACCGCCGCCGGCUCGCCCCCUCAAGCCGGCGCAACGCCCGGCGCGACCAAGCCCGCCAAGGCGCGUCGCGGCGGCGUCAAGAAGGAGCCGGCGGGAGGCUUCCCUGGCUCGUCACCGGCGGCGGGCGCAUCCCCGGCCGCGACGCUCGCCGCCCUGCGCUCGGACCUGAUCAAGGACUCGCCGAGCCCGAUGGGCAUCGUCGUGCCGCCGGCGCCCGUCCUCGUCCCCGAGGAGCCGCCGUCGCUCAAGCGCAAGCGCGAGGAGGACGAGAUGGACCGGGACCCGAACGCGUUCAUCGAGCGCACCCUGCGCAUCAUCGACCAGCCCGUCUUUGCGCCAGCCGACUUUGGCAUCGUCGGUGGCGGCGGCGGCGGCGGCAGCGGCGCACCGGCGAAUGGGCCGACGCACGCCGCCGGGCUCUCGCUCGAGCUGGACCCGGCCAUCCCGCCCGUCGUCAACGACGGCCCGGCUCCCCCUCUCUCCUUCGCCGCUUACUCGUCGUCCUCGUCCUACUCCGACCCUCUCGCACCCUCGUUCGCCUCCGUCGACCCGACUGCCCCGGCCGUCGCCGCCGCCGCCGCCACCGCCGCCCCACCACCCGAGCAGCCUUUCGACUUCAACGUCUGGCUCGACGCGUCGGCCGCCGGCUUCGACACGCCCGACGGCGCCGACGCCUCGACGCCCGACCUCGUCGGCAGCUCGAGCGGCUCGGCGCCGACGCCCGCGACGCCGGGCGACGCGCUCGCGUCGACGCCGCAGACGUCGACCGCGUUGCUCGCCAAGAGCCCGUCCAAGCAGGCGCUCGGCACGGUCGUCGAGGACGCGCCGCCGAUCGACGACGCGUACCAUGGGUCGGGCUGCCUCGUCGUCGACGACGUCGAUGCGUGGCUGUCGGGCGGCAAGGCGAGCGAGCUGUCGGACACGUUCUCGUGGACGGCGCGACAGGGCAACGACACGCCCGCUCUCGCCUCGUCGUGGGGCUUCUACCCAGGCUUCUGAGUGCCCCACCCUCCCUUUGUCACCCUGUCGUCGCACACUCUCUUCUUGUCUCCUCG